AUGACCUACGAUUGCGAGAGCGAUUCGGUAGUGACGCAAGAUCUUAGGACCUGGGUAGCCGGGCUGAGUGACGAGGGUGGAGCUGGAGCUUACAUUGCGGCUGUCGUCAAGCAAGCUGUGCAUCCCGAUGCGGACGAAGUUGCAAAACUCGACACGUUUGUGAACAAGGUGGUUUGGGGUAACAUCCAACAAGAAGAUUACGCCGUACGGAACUCCUUCUUCUUCUACGAGCCAGCUGAGGUGCCCGGGUUUGUGUACGAGAACUAUGACUGGAGCUCUUGGAUGUCUUGGAACAAAGGCCGGGCGCUUGCCACCGACAGAGGCUACAACUACGUCCAUCCCUCUGCAGCAUACUGGUCCCUCUAUAGAGUCGCAAGAGCCUACCCAGAGCUUGUCAGUCAGGACUGGAGCUGGUAUCUUGACAAGGCUUAUCGAACGGCUCUCCGCAUCUCGGGUGGUGGUGUUGCUUGGGUGGAGAUGGGACUUAUGGGCGAAACUGUUUGGGGUAUGAUCAUAACUGAUCUCGUGCGUGAAGGUUUCGAAAGCGAGGCCGCCACUCUUGCGGCACUUAUGAAAUCUCGCGCCGAACACUGGAAUUCCAUCGAUGCCCCUUUUGGGAGUGAGAUGGCAUGGGACUCUACUGGGCAGGAAGGCGUCUUCUAUUGGGCUAGGCACUUCGGCUUCACGGACUUGGCUAAACGAGCAGUUGAUACCGUACUUGGUUUCACGCCUAAUGUGCCGCACUGGGGCUGGAACGGCAAUUCGCAUCGAUACUGGGACUUUGAUCUCGCUGGGAAGCUACGACGACUUGAGCGCCAGAUUCACCACUACGGAUCCGCUCUGAACUCCCAAGUCCUACUCUCGGCUUUCCGCGACGAUCCCUCCGACACUUAUCUCCUGCGUACCGGUCACGGGGGAAGCUUUGCACCACUUUCGAACAUCAACGAGGCCGGUUGCCCGAGCGCUGGGUUUCAUUCGUUCCCCGAGACCUUGAAGUGGGAUGGCUUUACCGGCGACUACGGCCCGGGCUUUCUCGGCAUGGUCUUGAACACGGGAACAUACGUAGCUGAGGAUGAGCAAAUCGGCCUUGUGGCCUACGGCGGGGAAAUUUCGACCGAUGGUAAUAAGGUGACGGUUGUUCCGCGUGAUCCUGUCAGAAAGAGGGUAUUCACCGGUCCUCUGGCAGUCAUGAUCACUGUGGAUGUGGGCGUCAUUGAGCAAUUUUCUUAUGACGUCGAAGCCAGGAUCAUCUCCAUGACCUUGUCGCAGCUUGCGGGCGUCCCGAAGGCCAUGAAUGCAACUGUGUGGACGGAGUCAAUGCAAUCGCCUUGGGAAGUCACUGGUGAUCAGGUCGAGACGGCCCGCGGCGGAUGGAGAGUUCCUCUAGUCGAAGAUAAGGUUACCGUUACCUUGUCCUUAUAA
Molecule: messenger RNA, 1422 nt
Organism: Colletotrichum chrysophilum
Lineage: Eukaryota; Fungi; Ascomycota; Sordariomycetes; Glomerellales; Glomerellaceae
Exons: 3
Coding region: 1-1422 (473 amino acids)
Source: RefSeq, a predicted model, not a curated record